Molecule: messenger RNA, 1372 nt
Organism: Salvia splendens (bonfire salvia)
Lineage: Eukaryota; Viridiplantae; Streptophyta; Magnoliopsida; Lamiales; Lamiaceae
Product: protein EXPRESSION OF TERPENOIDS 1
Exons: 3
Coding region: 330-1136 (268 amino acids)
Biological process (GO): positive regulation of DNA-templated transcription
Cellular component (GO): nucleus
Molecular function (GO): DNA-binding transcription factor activity; DNA binding
Source: RefSeq, a predicted model, not a curated record
GGCUUUCUGCUCAAAACCAGUCCCCACUUUCUCACUACACUACAAAUUGCACUAACUGUUCUGUUCUUACUUACUUGCAAGAGAGAAGCGAGAGAGUACUAUGGUUUACUGUGUCUUAAAUUGAGGUUGUUUGCAGGCUGUGAUGGCGGCGUUUGCAGAGGCGUGACUUUAAUGCAUCCAAAUCACACUCCAACUCAAACAAGAAUUCAAUUCAAUUCAAUCGGACAAACCCAAAUCAACCAAUCCUCGUCUUCUACCUUACCCUAUAUUUCGUGUCUGAACAAAGCUGCAAACUAGAGAACAAACUCCCAAAUCAGACUGGCUGGAAAAUGUCUGGGUUUUUUUCACUAGGAGGAGGCAAAGAUCAUCAUCACCACCAACAACAAAAUCAAGAUACAGAAAACAAUAACAACAACAGUGUGUUUGUGUUGAGAAACCAAGAGAUCUACAACAAGGGUUUCGAGCUAUGGCAGCAGUACUACCAGCUCCACCAACGAGUCAAAGACACUACUACCACUGAUGAAGCCUACUACGCUCAUCACAGAUCAUCCUCAUCCUCAUCGGCGCCGGUGAUGCGCCGCUCCGGCGAUGGGGCCAACUGCCAAGACUGCGGCAACCAAGCCAAGAAAGACUGCGUGCAUCUCCGCUGCAGGACCUGCUGCAAGAGCCGCGGCUUCGACUGCCAGACCCACGUCAAGAGCACGUGGGUCCCCUCAGCCAAGCGCCGUGAGCGCCAUAUGGCCCUCACGGCCGGAGCUGAUAUUAAUAAUAAUUCCAAGCGGAUCAGAGAGAGCCACGUCACCGCAGCUCCCGCUGUCCGCUUGCCAACUUCAGGGUUUGAGGUGGGGCAGUUUCCGGCGGAGGUGAGCUCUCCGGCGGUUUUCCGGUGCGUUAGAGUGAGCGCGGUGGACGAGGCCGAGCAGCAUUACGCGUAUCAGACGGCUCUGAGCAUCGGCGGCCAUGUUUUCAAGGGAAUUCUGUACGAUCAAGGCGGCGAGAGCUCCUCCUCCGCCUCUCUAGACCUCAUCGCCAACGCCAGCAACUCACAAAUGACGGUGGUGGAUCCUUCCGUUUAUCCGACCCCACUCAACGCCUUUAUGGCGGGAACGCAGUUCUUCCCGCCACCAAGACCUUGAAUGAGACAUUUUGAGUUCAUAUAUAUAUAUAUAAGAUGGAUUAUUUAUUUUUUGGUUCUAGUCUAGCUAGUUAGAUUGAGGAGAACAUUCAAUAUCCAUUGGUAAUGCCUAUUCUAUUCUCAUUGAAGAAAGCAAUGUCUUUGGAUGGUUUUAUUGUUGGGAUUUCAAUUAUUAUUAUGACUUUGUGAUUGGACUAAUUGAAUUGCUAGUUAUAAUUAUUGUUAUUGUUUUCAUAA